This is a messenger RNA of Penaeus monodon (black tiger shrimp), 8605 nucleotides long. RefSeq names its product F-actin-uncapping protein LRRC16A-like. The transcript has 37 exons. NCBI's taxonomy places the organism in Eukaryota, Metazoa, Arthropoda, Malacostraca, Decapoda, Penaeidae. Gene Ontology annotation, biological process: cell migration; regulation of Arp2/3 complex-mediated actin nucleation. Gene Ontology annotation, molecular function: protein binding. Gene Ontology annotation, cellular component: lamellipodium; plasma membrane. The record is from RefSeq and is a predicted model, not a curated record. Bases 150 to 4796 code for a protein of 1548 amino acids.
UGGAGUAGUGAGGGAGACACUCCUAUUCGAGGUGCUCUCCAAUUUUACCGCUUUUUAACGCCAAUUAUUCCCCUACAACGAAGUGAUACAUAUCCCCAGCGGUGUAGAAUGUCGUGAUACAACACCUGUGGCCCGGAUUGAGCAGCAAGAUGAGUGGGAGGAACAUAAUCACGCGGGAACUGAGUGAUUCCAUACGUCAGUGUUUGGGCCGAAAAGUGAAGCUGACACUGAAGGUCCUCGUGAAGGUUGAGACCAAGGGAGACAAGACAGAUAAUCGUGUUUUGGCUUUUGCGUCAUGCAGGCUCUUUGUGCUUACCGCCAAGGUCCCCACAAGGGUUGACCAGCAUUUCCACUACCUGGACAUCCAAGGUGUGGAGAGUCGGAAACCCAAUCAGCUGUGCCUGACCGUGUGCGACCGCGUGUACACCUACUACACCACGCACGAGGAGAACAGCAGCCAUGAGGUGGACACGAUGGUGCUCAGCCUCGGCACGGCGCUCAAGAACAUUUUCCCCGCCGUGCCGCUCACGCACAUCAUCCGCAAGGUGGACAUCCAGCCUCCGAAGCGGAUGCAGCAGCUGGAUGAGCUUGAGCGGGCAACCUUAGGGGGCACCAGGGACAUGGGGCCAUGUGGGGGCUUCUCCACACAGUACAUGUGCAUGUGUGACUACCACGCCCUGCCAUACAGAGAAGAGGUGGCGUGGGAUGUCGACACUAUCUACCUCUCUCACGACACGCGAGAGCUCUACCUGCAUGACUUCGACUAUCUAGAGCAGAAAGAUCUCAUACCUAUCAUCAGUGCUCUGGAGUACAAUACAUGGUUUCGAAAACUGCGGGCCAGUCACAGUAAACUCUCGCAUGAAGCUAUAGAAAGAAUUUUACAUGUUGUCAGCAAGUCUCUUAGCUUAGAAGAAAUCUACUUAGAUAACAUUGGUGCCAAAGCUGAAUUUGCAAACAAGUUGUCUCUAGCGCUUUUGUCCAAUAGCAACAUUCCUCUUCAGAAGCUUGACCUCUCUCACAACCCCAUUGAGGACAAAGGUUUAAGCAAUCUGUGCGGUCUGGUGGCCAAGCUGUCUCCGGUGGCAGGGGGUGCUGUUCACAUCAGUAAUCCCAUCGGACGACAAGCCAAAGGACUUAGUCACCUGAAUCUCUCCCUUUGUGGACUUACUGGAAAGGGUGUCAACAUGUUAGCACAUUCCCUGUCAGUCAAUAAGUACAUGUGUCAGACUUUGACAUUCCUUAGCCUAGCUGGCAACUCCUUACGGGACGAUGUCAACAAUCUUUAUAAUUUCCUAGCUCAACCUAAUGCGCUGAAGACUCUUGAUCUGUCAGCAACAGAAUGUGCCAUCGAUGCUGUGUUUGGAGCAUUAUUACGAGGAUGCACCAGUAGUUUGGCCCAUCUGAACCUGUCACGGAACAGUUUCGGCAGCAAGAAGACCCGAGAGAUGCUGCCCUCCUUCAAACAAUACUUCACCUCAACCCUCGCUCUUAAAACCCUCACACUGUCCCAAUGUAAACUACCUGCUGAUGCCCUCAAGAAUGUACUUUUAGGGUUAGCGUGUAAUGAAAACAUCUCUGAGGUGGACUUAGAUUUAAGCAGUAAUCAAUUGGGUGGAACUGGAGCACAAAUUUUGGAGUCCUGUAUUCAUGGUGUUCGAUGUCUGUCAGCAUUAGAUAUCAGUGAUAAUGGUUUAGAAGCUCAACUUGGACCUGUAGUAGCCGCAAUUAGCAAAAACAAAAGCAUCAGGAAACUUAGUAUUGGCCGUAAUCUUAAUAAUAUUAAGAGCAAGCAUGUGUACCACGUUAUGGAGUCAGUGGUACAGAUGAUUCAGGAGGAAGAUUGUGUUCUUGAGUCCCUUUCCAUUAAUGACUCCCGGCUGAAGACAGAUUUGCACAACCUUCUAAAUGCGUUGGGGAGUAACCACUGCUUGCAGAGUCUAGAUAUCAGUGGAAAUUACAUGGGAGACAGUGGGGCACGACUCCUGGCCAAAGCUUUACAGAUUAACUCCAAACUCCAAUAUAUUAGUUAUGAUAGAAACAAUGUCACUUUACAAGGGUAUAGUGAUAUUGCAUAUGCAUUACAAAGCAACUACAGUGUCAAGUUUCUGCCAUUCCCCGUUCAUGAUGCCAUGUUGUGCAUGAAGACGGCCCCUGAACGGACAGAAAACCUCAUGCGCAGGAUACAGGACACGCUCUAUAGAAAUGUAUCACCCAUGAAGUAUUCCAAUGGACAGGCGUUCAGAUUACAACAGGGAUUCCUCUUAAGUUCAACUCAGCAGCAGGUAGACAGGCUGGUGCUACAGACGGGGGAGGCCGUAAGGACCUUGCGACGGUCUGGCAGCGACCUCGUUGGUGCAAACUCACUGCAGUGGGCUGAGGGACUCAUCACAGAUGCAGACAGCUCCAAGCAGCUGAUCAGCCACCUUCACGACGUGGUGCUGAGGAGGGAUGAGGCUGGCAACCCCAUAGAGACGAAGCUGCACCAGAUCUCGUCCGAUCUCCACACCGUCAUUACCAACUACCUCCAGGACACAGUUGAGAGCAUGGUUAGGUCUGCACAAGACAAGUGUCCCAACGUCUUGAGCGAGGAGAAGGUGGUGGAUGAUGUGAGGGCUGCCUGCCUGGCUAAGUCACAGCUAUCAUCCCAGUUGGUAGAGACUGCAAUAGUGGAGCAGGCUGGUUCAGUCAUCCUCAACAAGGUGAAUGAAGUCAACCUGGCCAUUGCAUCAACUGUGUCUGAUAGGGUGAUUGACGAAGUAGUCGACUCCCUGUCCAAAACGUGCAAGAACUUGCAGAACCUGCAAUCUGGUGAAGGGCCAAGGAAGAGGGCGUCAACAGGGACUGAAAUGGGGAGUCGUGAGCGAGGAAGCAGCGAGUCUUCGACACGCAGUGAACGCUCUGAUACAGUCAGCCAAGGGGACGACACCACCAGCCAAAAGUCUGACCCAUCACCACUGAAAUUGGAAUAUUUGAAUCUCGCUACCCCGCAGCUUGCAUCAAAACGCAAGAGUCUCCAUGGAAGAAAGUUGAGGCCACAGAGUGUUGUAGAUUAUGCUGAUGUUCAGGCGGCCUUGAAACACCGAACUUCAGUCUGUCGAUCUAGUGCAGAAAAUUUUUUGAGUGACGGAAAUAGUACUCAUAGUAUAGACAUUUUAUGCAGGUCAUCAGAGAGUCUAGAUAUGGACACAGUCAUACACUGGGGCAGGGAUGACAAUCUAAGAUACAAGGGGGAGCUGCUGAUGUCUCGUCCUCAGUCUUCCCCAUUUAAAAUCGGUCAAAAGUCACAAGAUUUAUCACGCAGAGCACACAUGUCUAUGGGCAUUAUAAGUGGUUUGACUGAGGUAGACAGCAGUCAGUCCACGCGUGCAAUCAAGUCUGUUACGUUGCCCAACUAUAGCAAGGAGAAGGCUGAGUCAUUAGACAGUGUGUCAGAGUUACCAAGCAGCUGUGGACAGCUGCAGCACUUGGGCAAGGCCAGACCUCGAAGAGUGAAGACCAGAGCCCCAACCAGACCCAUGGGCAGAGCUGAUCUAGUCGAGGAAGACCAUGACAUUUCUGAGGGCGUUGACACCUUCUUCAGGCCCGGGUCAUCAACUCCCACAACACCCCUCAUCUCCCCUGACUCGGAGAACAGCCCACGGCUACUCAAAUAUGGCUCCACCUCCUCCGUUGAGAGCUCCCCCCACACGGGCGGAGCAAGAACCGGCAGCGAGAGAGGCAGCAUUGAGUCACUCACGCGGUCUGACUCGCUGGCGCGGUCGGAGUCAGACGUGACGAGGGAGAGCCCGCGGCCACGCACCAAGUCUCGAGAUACGGAGGAGGAAGAUGAGAUGGAAGAUGAGGACCAAAGCCUAGAUGAGAAGAGCCGCAGUGUAACCAGCCUGAUAGGAAGACGAGCCAAUGAACCGAUGUUGAAGAGAUCACCAGAUAUGAGUGCAAGAAAAGCCUCAACAUCAUCAAACAUCAGUUCUAUGGAUGACAAAAGCCGCAGUGAGGAAGAUGGGAAGGAAGAUUCUCCCCCAAGGAAAGUAGCUGGCUUGCCCAAGUUCGGGAUGGGCAUCGGAGGAAACAUCUUGGCAGAGAUGAAGAUGAUGCAGGAGAAAAGAACUUCGGUCUUACCAAAGGAUGAAGACAAGGAUCGUGAUGAGAGAAAGGAAAACCCUUCAAGCAGCUUGCUCGCAGGUGUGAGGCUGCGGUCCACGGGCCUCGCAGACAGCCUAAAGUCUCCUACUAAUGGCUUCCCAAGAGGAUCCAGUGGCAGCAAAUCUCCAAAUUGUAAUAGGGAUUCUGUUAUUGAAAACGCAGGACCCAGCCCGAACACCAAGCCUGUGAUCGCCGCCCUCAAACCUAAGCCCCCUCCCCCUCUUGCACCUAAACCGCGACCCAAGUCUGUCAUUGGAGGAGACCAGAGAGCAGGUGAAUAUGAAUCCAGUGAUGCCACAGAAGAUGAGCAAACCAGUGCCCCAGUGAGGUCAGUGAGGGAGAUGGCGGCAUCCCUUGCCCGCAGUUCAGUUGGGGAGGAAGCUGGAGGCAAGAAAAAGUCCUCUUCUCUCCCCCGGAACACGCCCCAAGCUGCCAACAGUGCAGGCCCAAAAUCCAAAGGGAAAGCAGAAGCCCAGAAAACUGCGGGCAUUAUUAAUGGCAUCUUAAAGGUUGAAAAGAAAAAGCGGGCACAGGCCAAAGACGCGUGGAAAGUCGGGCCGUGUGUGAACCACAAAACAAGUGGCAGGGUUGUGAAGGAAGUCCAAGGAGGAAAAGUAAUGCAGGGAGCUGGAGGAGACAUGGGUGGACGGUGAGCAGAGCACAGGAUCAAGCGCAGCCCCUCCCCUGCAUCGGCAGACGUCACACAAACAUGUCCUCACCACUGAUCUAGCACUUGAAGAUGUUGUUAAUGUUUGAUUGUCAGAAUUGUUAUUUUGAUGAAGGAUUUUUUUCCAUGUAACAUUGUUUCAUGAUAUUUUUCCCAUUCCAUCAUAGAUGGAACUAUAUUUGUUGCUGAGGCAUAAUAAUGGUAAUGUUCAUAUUGACAAGUGAUGAAGAAAUUUAAUGUUAUGUCAUUGUGUGACUGGCCAUACAGUUUCCUUUUCCAGUGAAGUAAGUGUAACUUGCUGUAUUUUCCUUUCAUGGAUAAACAGCUUUCUUCAUGAUUGUAAUUCAUAAGGCUAUGAAGGGAAUUUUAUUUAUUGAAUUUUACUUUGGUUUAUAUAGUUAUAUGUAGUCUGCUUGGAUAGCAAGACUGCAGAAUCUACACAGCCACAGAGACAUCUGAUGCCAUGAUGCGAUGUUGGUAGGAUUGUUAUGGUGGGACAGCAGACAUGUGAGAAAAUCAAAUGCAUUAACAUCACGCUUGCUCUUCUGCAAAGAUCAUGAUAGAGGCAUUAUGAUUGGACUUUUUGGAGAUUAAUAUACAGCUCAAACUGUUCAUACAUUUGCAUUUAAAGCCACAUUUUCUCAAGUCUUCUAACAGGCUUUCACUAUUAAGGAUACUCCUUAUAUGUCUGUAUAAAUGUCAAUAUAGAUAAUGUAUAGUCAAAGAUAUAGGUCACUGCCAGCAUUGGUUAUUCAAAAGGUCAUUCUUGAUGUACAUAAUAGCAGCACAAAAUUUCUUGUAGAUGAGGAAUUGCAUUUAUAAAUCAUUAUUUGUAUGUAGGUUUCCCAUCUUCCAAAGCACGGGACACGUUUCAUUCACAAUUUGUUGGUCAGUAUGUAGAUUAUAGCUACUUCAAUUUUUUAACCUUUGUGAUUUUUGCUAGAAUUGUGAGGCAAUUUUCAGAUAUACAUUGGAUGAAAAUAGUUAUAUAUAAGAAUAAAAGAAAUAAUAGAGAAAGGAGGUAUUACAGACUCAUGUAUUUUCUCUUUCUAAAAAUUCUCAAGAAAUUCACAUCAGAAAUUUUGACCUUUAAGUAGAGGAAUUUGAAGUCCUUAUAAAGAAUUUCUUGAGUCUUGACCUAAAGUUCUCUAAAGUGAGCAUCUGGACUGUAAUUAAUCUUUUAUUAAUGAGCUUUUAACCAUGUUAAGUUUUUAAUUUUAUGACAUUCGUUUUCCUUCCAAAUGCAAGUACUUGUUCGUGUAUUAUGACCAAAUUGCAUGUAAUGUAGUUUUUUUUUUUCUGUAAAUGGAUUUGCAAACUACUUUGGGAAAUUUUCCAUAUGAAGAAUUGCUAGGACAAAAAUGAACUUGUCAGUAGCUUUGUUGAAAGAUGCAUUUUUGUGCAUUGCAUUUUAUGUUUACAAGCAGUUUGUGAUGGUUAUUAUGAAUAAAGCAUCCUUCUCUAAAUGACAUGUUGAUAGCUAGGUCAGUAAUACAAUUUGAUUCAUAGUCAAGAUAGAUUAUUAGGUAUUGAUAUUUAAAUGUAAUUAAGUGUUUCCUUUUUUUUUUUCUUUUUUUACAAAGAGAAAGUAUUAAGUGCAAUCUGUUUUAUGUCUGCAGUUUAUAAAGGAUUUACUAUCAGUACGUGGCUUGCUGGUCACAUUGUUUGUAAUGCUUUGCCUCAAUCUACUGAACGUUGAAAGUGGACAGUGUACUGUGUGGAGCCUGUUCUUAACAGGCGUGAUAUAAAUAUUGUUACUAAAGUAAGAGUUGUAUGCUUGCUCUGUCAGAAAUGCAUUACAGCUUAUGUACAGCUUGUUUUGUUAAGAAAAAAAAAGAAAAAAAAAAAAGGGUCUGUCAGAAGAGCUUUGUGCCAAGAAAGGUUGCAAGAGAAAUUUAUACUCCUCAUUAAAGAGCUGCGGAUGUCUUUUUAUGUCUUGACGUGUUAUGAUUGUGAUUUUCUGCGCUGAUUUUGAGGGUUCCUGAUAAGUGGAUGAUGAUAAUGAUGAUGUGGUGUAUCUGUGAUGAAUUUUGCUUGUGGUGUGACUUUAUUUGGUAAUUUGAUUUUGACAGGCAGUUUUUGUUUGUUUGGGGGGCAAGAAAAAAAAAAAAAAAAAAAUGUUUUUGCAUUAGCUGUGGAAACUUUCCUUCCGUCUUCUCCUGGGCUUCAGAGAACAUACUGUGUGAGGACAACAACUGUGGAUUUUCAAGGUGGUUAUUUGAUAGAGAAAAGUUUAGGAGGAUAUUGAUAAAUAGAAACCAGUUUUUUUCAUAAAUCUUUGUGUUGUUUAUCUUUACAUAAUAAGGUGUGAAUGGGUUAUGUAUAUCUUUUUUUUUUUUCAUUGUCUUUUCUAAGUUAGUAAAAUCAUUUGUGAUCUCGCAUUUAUUGCAAAUUGAGUAAGUGGAGAAUUUUAAGGCUCUUUAACAAAUCUUUUGAUGAUUGAUUUUCUUAGUUUAACAGAUUUUGGCUUCAGUUCAAAAAUUUGAUAUUUAGAUGGAGCCCCUUUAUGCAGUUGAAUUUCUAGAGAAGAAAACCAUUAGAUAACAAGGAGUGGAGAGUUUUCAGGCUUUAAAUAAGGCAGUACAAAAAGGCCAGUGGCAAAUGUUUGUUUCACAGUGCUCACAGGAGACAAUACACUUUUGAAAAUCAAAAAAAUAAAAAUAAAAAACAUAAAAAAAUAUAUAUAGAUAAUUACAAAAAAAAAAAAAAAAAAAAAUUAAAUAAAAAAAUAUUAAAACUGACAUUUGUAUAGACUGUAGAUAAUAGUUGAUGAGAAGAAAAAUUCUAAGCUUUGGUACCUUCCUCAAAAACCACCCUUAGUAUUCCUUGCAGAGUCCACCGCACCUCAUGCCCCUCGGAGACCCUCAUAGCGUGCAGCUACUGUACCAUUGUUUGAUCCUUGAUGUUACUGUGUAUGUUUUUUCACACCUUCACCUGCAUCGAGUAGCAGCAGAUUUAUAUACAUUCAUCCUCACUUCAUAAUUCUAUAUAUAUAUGGUAAUGAUAAUUUGAUGAAGGUACAGUAUUCUUGCAGGUAUCUUUAUGAAUUACUUUACUGUACACUACACACUCAAGUGUAAUUUUCUUAAAUCUGUUAUUGGCUUUUAAAACGUUUACAUCAAACAGGACACAAGAACUGUAGUGAAGUUUUUUCACCCAUUUUGACAAUUAUUGUUUGAUGUUUAGGCAUAAAAUAAACAUUGUACAGUCUAAUACCAGUCUUACAAGUCUCUUGUUAGUCAUUAAUUGAUUUAUUUUCAUUUUCAAAUCCAGCAUAAUGUCAGAGAAAUUGUUGUAGUAACUUAAAUCUUCUUAAGUAUGGCUCAAAUGUUGUGAUUGUGAGGUGCAGAACAGGCAAGGGACGAAAGAAAAAUAUAGUCUGAACUAUACAUUUUAUAUGUAUAUUACUUAACUCCUGUUGAUUGACACACAAGUGUAAUCAUUUUGCUGCAUCACACUAUUGAAGCUUAAUUCAAAUCAAUACCUUUCGUUAUCCUCAUCUGCCUGCAUUGCGAGAGACCGUGUGCGUGCCAUGAUUAGCUAGCAAUCUGAUUGUGGUCAUUGUGAGUUGUGAUAGUAUCAAAGUGCUCCCAUGUGUCUUGUGAUUUUUUGUUUUUAUGUUCAUUUUUAAAAGAAAUUUUAGUUGCUUUCUAUGAUAUGACUGGAGAGCCUAUUAUAUGACCACAGGUUUUGUUGCAUUAAGCAAUGUUUUACCCUUGCAAUGUAAAUAAUUAAUUGUCAUAUUUUAUAUUUUACAAUUAUUCUACUGCCUUAAUAAAACUUAUUUCCUAUGAA